AUGUUCACAUGGAACCGUGUACACUCCCAUGCCCUGGUCAAGGAGAGUACAAAAGAAGUCUUCUCCUUGGUAUUGCUCUGCACUGAUCGCAGACCAAUCUUCCUUCACUUUGGAAAGUAUAUUCGUGAUAGCAUGUCGCAAAUACCCUCGACUUAUGGCCGGCAUGAGACAGCGAAAGACCUUGAAGACGUCGAGAUUCGGGGACCUUACCGACUUGCUGAAGCAAAUGAAGACCCCACAACCUUUCUUCCGGUCGUCCUGAAGAAUGGUGACACCGCGCCAACCGCUGGCCUGCGCGUUGUCGACGAGAGAACCAAAGGUCACCUAUAUGUCGGAAUAACGAAUCUGACAGAACUUCCCCUCGUUUACGUCUUAUAUCAAACAGUCCCCGAAUUUUGGGGUGUUCUUCAGCCUGGCCAGCGAGCUUUCAGAUACCUUCAUUGGAUCAACACAUACAAUAUCGUUUGUUAUCCGUUUACUGGGAAUAACGAGCCCACUAUUCAUACCCAUCCACCUAAUCGCCUUGCUCCAAAUUAUGUGUCGCUCAUUGCUGCAGCGUCCAGCUACGCCUUCAGUCAUGGCGCUUCUGCCGCUGCAGCCGGAACGGCUCUCGCUGCCGUAGCGUCCAUCGUAAAGUCGCCCGUCACAUUCGGGCUGACUGCCGAGAGUACAGUUGCCCCAACGAUGUUGAACAAUCCGACUUUUUUGGCUGCUUUUAGCCGGGCUACUGCGCAGGUCCAUAGCGGCGAUCCAUUCAAAGCCAAUGGCCAAUGUUUUCACAUUGUUGGGGGCAUUCAGAGGGAUCAAACUUUUGGCGAAUGGCGGGAAAUGCAGAUGACCUGGCAGACGUAA
Molecule: messenger RNA, 852 nt
Organism: Laccaria bicolor S238N-H82
Lineage: Eukaryota; Fungi; Basidiomycota; Agaricomycetes; Agaricales; Hydnangiaceae
Exons: 3
Coding region: 1-852 (283 amino acids)
Source: RefSeq, a predicted model, not a curated record